UUCAUACCGCCAUGGCUGAUUAUUCAAAUCACAACCGUGGUCAGGAGGACGACGAGGAUGAAGAAGACAUUGACGAGACGGUACUAAACUCAAUUCUCGCGGCUGUAAACAGACAGCUACUGAUGGUCAUAGNNGGCUACAAAACCAUCAAAGAUGCUGUCCUCUUUGCCAUUGACGUUAGCUCCACUAUGCUCACCAAGCCUCCUCAGCUGGACUCGAAGAAGGCUGAUCGCGAUACUCCUACAAUUGCUGCCCUGAAAUGUGCCUAUUCUCUCAUGCAGCAACGCAUCAUCUCCAAUCCUAACGACAUGAUGGGAAUUCUUCUCUUUGGCACCGAAAAGUCUCGUUUCCAAGAUGAAACUGCUUCCUCCAAGGGCCUCUCGUAUCCACACUGCUAUCUCCUGACAGACUUGGACGUUCCUGGAGCCAGAGAUAUCAAACGCCUACGUGAUCUUGUCAACGAUGAGGAGCAGGCCAAUGAACUUCUCCAGCCUUCGACUGAGUCUGUGUCCAUGGCCAAUGUCUUGUUUUGCGCAAAUCAGAUCUUCACCACCAAAGCUCCCAACUUCUCGUCGAGACGCUUGUUCCUGGUCACUGACAACGAUGCCCCUCACAACGACGACAAAGCCUUGAGGUCUGCCGCUGCUGUCAGAGCAAAGGACCUAUACGAUUUGGGCGUCGUCAUCGAGCUGUUCCCCAUCUCCAGUCCGGAACAUGUCUUUGACCGCUCCGUCUUCUACAAUCUCACACGAGACAGGNACAUCAUCUACAGCGCCAUCCCGUCAGACCCAGAUGCUCCUGCACCUGUAACUAAAGCUUCCAGAGCUUCUGCCAGCGGUGACGGCCUCACCCUACUACAAUCUCUCUUGUCAAACAUAAACUCAAGAUCCACCCCUCGACGUGCCUUGUUCUCAAACAUGCCCUUUGAGAUCGGCCCUGGUCUGAAGAUCUCAAUCAAAGGUUACAUAAUCAUCAAACGCCAGGAGCCUGCCAGAAGCAGCUAUGUUUACAUGGGUGGAGAAAGACCUCAGCUCGCUGUCGGCUCUUCCACCCUCCAGGCAGAGGACACGGCAAGAUCGGUCGAGAAAGUUGAGAUCCGAAAGGCAUACAAGUUUGGAGGCGAGACCGUGUCUUUCACACCGGAGGAGAUCUCGGAGAUCAAACACUUCGGCGAUCCCAUCCUUCGCAUCAUCGGCUUCAAGCCCCUGACUAUGCUACCUAUCUGGGCAAACCAUCGCCCAUCUACUUUCAUAUACCCAUCAGAGGAAGACAUUAUCGGCAGCACAAGGGUCUUCUCUGCUCUACAGCAGAAGCUUCUCAAAGACCAGAAGAUUGGCCUUGCUUGGUACAUUCCUCGCCGUAACGCAACACCCACACUUGCCGCUGUCAUCCCAGGAGCCGAGAGGCUAGAUGAGGACGGGUUGCAGGUCAUGCCGCCAGGUCUGUGGAUUCACGUGCUUCCAUUCGCAGACGACGUCCGCCAGAUACCCGACACAACAGUGGUCCAGGCACCUGAUGGACUGGUCGACAAGAUGAGGAGUGUGAUCCAGCAGCUGCAGUUACCAAAGGCCGUGUAUGGUCCUAAGAAAUACCCCAACCCAUCUCUGCAAUGGUUCUACCGGAUAUUGCAAGCUCUGGCUCUAGAAGAAGACUUGCCGGAAAAGCCUGAGGACAAAACAUUGCCGCGUUACCGCCAGAUUGACAAACGUGCAGGUCAGUAUGUCAUCGAGUGGGGUUCCGAGCUUGAAGAACAAUACGAGGUUUGGAAANGAGCCAACGCCGGUCGCCACACUGCUACAGGUGCGACUAAGCGUGGCUCAGCAGCGGCCGGUGAGAGCAGUAAGAGAUCCAAAACGACUGCGGCCUCCAAGUCGAACGAUGGCAUUAGCGACGAAGAUAUGCGCAAGGCCUUCGAAACGAACAAGAUCAACAAAUUCACCGUUGCGGAUCUCAAAGCUUGGUGCAAAGAGAAGGGCAUCAAGCUACCAACGGCCGCAAAGAAGGGCGAUGUUGUCGAUGAAGUGACAAGCCAUUUCGAAAACAAGAUGGCUCUA
Molecule: messenger RNA, 2054 nt
Organism: Aureobasidium musti
Lineage: Eukaryota; Fungi; Ascomycota; Dothideomycetes; Dothideales; Saccotheciaceae
Source: the annotation of a GenBank genome assembly